AUGGCAGCUACAGAGGCUCAGUUGCCCACCGACCCGAAGUACGACCAGUUCGACUUCCCCACCACCGCUCCCGAGGCCCAGCCUGGCCACCCCGGCCACACCUCCCCCGAACAGGAUGCAAAGGUGCACCAGCUCCGCGCUGAGCUCGAAAAGCUCGGCUUCACCGAGCGUUUGGAUACUUUGACCCUCCUGCGUUUCCUCCGCGCCCGCAAGUUCGAUGUCGAGCUUGCCAAGGCUAUGUUCACCGCGAGUGAGGAGUGGCGCAAGAAGUUCGGCACCGAUGACCUAGCCCGCACCUUCAACUACACCGAAAAGGAGGAGGUCUUCAAAUUCUACCCCCAGUACUACCACAAGACCGACAAGGAUGGCCGCCCCGUCUACAUCGAGAAAUUGGGCAAGAUCGACCUGAACCAGAUGUACAAGAUCACCACCGCCGAUCGCAUGCUGCAGAACCUGGUGACCGAAUACGAGAAGCUGGCCGACCCCCGCCUGCCCGCCUGCUCACGCAAGGCCGGCAAGCUCCUCGAGACCUGCUGCACAAUCAUGGACCUGAAGGGCGUCGGCAUCACCAGCGUUCCCUCCGUGUACGGAUACGUCAAGCAAGCCUCCGACAUCUCGCAGAACCACUACCCGGAGCGCCUGGGCAAGCUGUACCUCAUCAACGCACCCUGGGGCUUCAGCAGCGUUUUCAGCGCCGUCAAGGGCUUCCUCGACCCCGUCACCGUUAACAAGAUCCACGUCCUCGGCAGCGGAUACCAGAAGGAGCUGCUCUCCCAGGUUCCGGCUGAGAACCUGCCCGUCGAGUUUGGCGGCACCUGCCAGUGUGCUGGUGGCUGUGAGCUGUCCGAUAUGGGACCGUGGCAAGAGGCUGAGUGGGCUCGACCCCCUAAGUGGGCUGCUCCUAAGGCAGAGGCCACCAAGGAGGUUGCUGAGCCUGUUGUGCAGAAUGAGGAUCCUGGAUACGAGAAGAAGGAUGCUGAGGGUCAGGAAGGUGCUCAGGCUAGCGCCUAA
Messenger RNA from Penicillium bovifimosum, 1011 nucleotides. Its product is annotated as SEC14 family lipid-binding protein. The coding region runs from base 1 to 1011 and encodes 336 amino acids. The transcript has 3 exons. The record is from RefSeq and is a predicted model, not a curated record. Lineage: Eukaryota; Fungi; Ascomycota; Eurotiomycetes; Eurotiales; Aspergillaceae.